GGCCAUGUUGAAUUUUUCUCUUCGUUGGCGCAUGUUUAGCCGGACGGCCGGAAAGUGGUACUCUUUGACAGCUUUCAGUGAAUUUCACUAGUUGUGCCGUGUUACAGCGUUCAUCAUGGCUCCGAACAUAACGGUGAAAGUGCACCCCGUAGUACUUUUCUCCAUCGUUGACUCCUACGAGCGGAGAAAUGACGGCGCGGAGCGCGUCAUCGGCACCUUGCUCGGCUCUUAUGAGAAAGGAGGCGUAGAAGUGACAAACUGCUUCUGCGUGCCCCACAACGAGUCCCAGGACGAAGUCGCGGUCGACCUGGAGUUCGCCAAGAACAUGUUUGAAUUGCACAAGAAAGUGAACCCCGCCGAAGUGAUCGUCGGCUGGUACGCGACCGGCCCCGAUGUGACCAGCCACUCGGUUCUCAUCCACGACUACUACAGCCGUGAGGCUACUAGCCCCAUUCACUUGACACUGGACACUCUGAUGGCAGACAACAAGAUUACCAUCAAAGCGUACACGAGCACGCCUUUCGGAGUCCCAGGGAAGAAUGUGGGCACCAUGUUCACUCCAUGCAAAGUGGAGGUCGUCGGCUACGAGGCUGAGAUGGUGGGUCUCAAGCUGACUCAGGGCACAAAGCACAGCAAGCAGCGGAGCGUGGAGUGCGUGCCGGACUUCGACGCCGUGGGUCAGUCCUGCCGCGAGAUGCGCGAGUCGCUGGAAGUGGUCAUCAGUUACGUGGAUGACGUGCUCACGGGUAAAACGCCGCCAGACAACCACGUGGGGCGUAUGCUUCUCGACAUCAUCCAGAGCAUCCCUCAGAUGGAGAAUGACAAGUUCCAGAACAUGCUUAACAGCAACAUGAAGGACUUGCUUAUGGUUGUUUACCUUUCGCAGCUUACAAAGACCCAACUUGCGCUCAAUGAGAAGCUGAGCCUGCUUUAAAACCUUGGGACAGUUGGGUUAUUAAUUGUGAGCAAUUAUAUAAUAAAUACACGCAGAGUUGCUUGUCCCACCA
Dermacentor silvarum is the source of this 1007-nucleotide messenger RNA. It is a transcript of the gene eIF3f1, whose product is annotated as eukaryotic translation initiation factor 3 subunit F. Gene Ontology annotation, cellular component: eukaryotic translation initiation factor 3 complex, eIF3m. Bases 116 to 934 code for a protein of 272 amino acids. The transcript has 2 exons. Gene Ontology annotation, molecular function: translation initiation factor activity; metallopeptidase activity; translation initiation factor binding. Lineage: Eukaryota; Metazoa; Arthropoda; Arachnida; Ixodida; Ixodidae. Gene Ontology annotation, biological process: translational initiation. The record is from RefSeq and is a predicted model, not a curated record.